UCGGGAGGAGAUGGGCGGUCCGCCCGAUUUGGGACUGGGGGCGACUUGGAAAGUGUUUUUAUCCCUUCCUUGCGAACCCUAGAGAGAUCGUGAGGUCCCUUCCCCCAUCCUUUCUGUACGUCUUCGUUUCCUCGAUCCUCUAAGUUCUGUUGUUGUUCUUCCGUUGGGAGGCUCCAGAAAGAUCAUCAGGGCUCGAAGAGGAGGAAGGGCUUGUUGCCAUCUCGUUGCAGAAUCGAAGGAUUCGAAGGAGACCGUCUCUCCGCACGGUCACACUCACAUGCCUACACCUCGAGAGGUAUUGCUUGUCUGAUUAUGAAUUGGUCAGCUCCAAAAUCUGUGGAAAUUUGGUACGAGUUCUACAUUCUGCAGUUCAAUUAAUUGCCGGUUGGAAAAGUGCUAACUUGGUCUGUUACUUGAUUGGAGAUGGCAGGUGCAUAAGUUUUAAAAGAUGGGGUCGGAUGACUUUAUCGAUCUUGAUGCAAACAACCACGAAGGUAAGGACUCGGAUCCGCACAGGGUGGACUUCAGGCUACGCGAAACUGAUUGUUUGGCCAGUAAACCUCAAAUGAAGGAAGAUGUUCCUUGUAGCACCAAUAUAGAGACUUUAGAGGGAAACAGUGGAGAGAAAGACGGCCAGCAUGUGCAGGAUAUGGACCUUGAAGAUGAUUUGGUACCUUUUACCUCAACAAAGGGUGAUUUGGUACGGAAUGAACCCAUACGAGAGAGUACUAGGUUGGCUGCAACUGCAGUAACAGUGGAGAAGCUGAAUGAAGUCGAGCCUGAUGAGGAGAAUUCAUGUGCAGUUCCUUUAAAUGACAUCAAGUCCAACAACCUUUUGAUUGAUGAAAGUUCAUUAACAGGAGUGAAAAGAGCUCGAAUGACAUAUGUUGAUAAGCAGCCAUCUGUACAUGUAAUUUACAGAUCAUUGACAAGAGAAAGCAAAAGAAAACUUAUGGAGCUACUGCAGCACUGGUCUGAGUGGGAAGCUCAACGCCAAUCUUCUUCAAGUGUGUCCCCAGAGGAGGCCUUGGAAUAUGGUGCAGAGACAUACUUUCCAGCACUCCAUGUUGGUUCUCAGAUAUCUACGACUGUGUCAUUUUGGCUGGACAACCAGGCAAGGAAGGCAGAUGUUAAGGAGAUGGACGGUGACUUGGUUCCUCUUUACAACCGUGAAUAUACACUGGGUUCAACUUCAGUUGAUGGGUCAAAUAAUUGUAAAGGGACUGACACUCUAGAAGCGUCCCGUUGUUUCAAUUGUGGUUCAUAUAGUCACUCGUUGAAGGAGUGCCCAAAGCCUCGAGAUAAUGCUGCAAUCAGCAAUGCUCGCAAGCAGCACAACUCCAAACGAAAUCCAGCUGCUGGUACUCGUGGACAAUCUCGUUACUAUCAGAAAGCUCCAGGGAAGUUUGAUGAUUUGAGAGCAGGAGUCCUUGGGCCUGAAACAAGGGAAUGCUUGGGUAUUGGGGAAUAUGAUCCACCCCCUUGGUUACACAGAAUGCGUGAAAUGGGAUAUCCACCAGGAUACCUGGAUGUCAUAGAAGAUGAAGACCAGCCCUCUGGAAUCACGAUAUAUGCUGAUGAGAAGAUACAGGAAGACUAUGAGGAUGGAGAACUUCCAGAGAGGGGUGAGCCAGAACCACCAGAGAGAAAGAUGACUGUGGAGUUCCCGGGAAUAAAUGCACCCAUCCCCGAGAAUGCUGAUUACAGGCGUUGGGCCACUCCACCCACUGGUUAUUCAGGCUCUAUGUCAUUCAAGAGUCGCUCACACACUCGAUCAAGUCGGUUGUCAGAAUCCCAUAGGGGGCACUAUCAUGAUCAGAGGUGGUCCACUGACCAGCGAGAUGAUGGACCACCUGGCUCAAAACAUGGGCUCCCUUCCUCCAUGGCUGGUUACUCACCGAGGUAUAGUCCUUAUGACCAAAAUCCAAUACCGAGAAGCCCAAGCCAGGGGAGGUCCAUCUCGGAGAGCGGGUGGUGGAGCCCCUUGCCAUUUGAAAGCUCACCCGCACAAAGUCCCCAUAGCCAACACGCAUACUCAGCUCAGCAAUCGCCUCAGUAUCAUAGCUCAAGACUCGAGCACCGGAAGCAAGAGAGCACAUUCGGAAUGAGCCCAGACAUGUCACAAGGGAGAGACAGGCAUGACCGCCGACGUCACCACAGGCGAUGAAGUGACAUUAAUUAUGACAUUUGUAUUUUGACCAGCAGCAGAUUGAUUUGGAUUCCAAUGACACAGGACGAUGCAGGAAAUGUGUAUCAUAUCUAUUUCCCCAUUGAUUUGCAAGUUGAACCAUGCAGGGAUCUCUCCUGAGAAAAAGCUGAACUAAACAUGUUUACAAGUGGGCAUAACCCACGUUCUGGUGGAUCUUUUGUAUGGAGUGGUUUAUACCAUAUGCAGGGGGUUUCACUUCUGACAUCCGUUGGUAGCUUUAGCAUCUUUCUGCUCAAGCUUUUAUGAUCGUGGAGAUGUACAGUGACAAAUUAUUAGUUGCUCUGAAUAACCGUGGUUGUAUUUUUCUACCUAUUUUUUCCGCUUUCAGAAUAAAUAUUGUUUGUGCAGUUCGCAAGAUUC
Molecule: messenger RNA, 2569 nt
Organism: Elaeis guineensis (African oil palm)
Lineage: Eukaryota; Viridiplantae; Streptophyta; Magnoliopsida; Arecales; Arecaceae
Biological process (GO): RNA processing
Cellular component (GO): catalytic step 2 spliceosome
Molecular function (GO): zinc ion binding; RNA binding
Source: RefSeq, a predicted model, not a curated record